Molecule: messenger RNA, 2412 nt
Organism: Talaromyces stipitatus ATCC 10500
Lineage: Eukaryota; Fungi; Ascomycota; Eurotiomycetes; Eurotiales; Trichocomaceae
Product: pyruvate kinase
Exons: 7
Coding region: 413-1990 (525 amino acids)
Biological process (GO): glycolytic process
Cellular component (GO): cytoplasm
Molecular function (GO): pyruvate kinase activity; magnesium ion binding; potassium ion binding
Source: RefSeq, a predicted model, not a curated record
UAAAAGUACGAUAGUUCAUAUAAAAAGUCAGAAUGCACGAUAUCAGGAAGAAAAUAAUCCAAAAGCCUGAGGUAUCCAAUCGUAAGGGAAAAAAAAAAAGAAAAUCUGGCACUAAGCCUAUUUGAGCGCCGGACCACUUGCAUUUUUGGUAGCGCCCACGCUGGUUCUUUCCCCUCCGCAGCUUGCGACAAAUCUUAAUACUUUGCUAUCUCAACCUCUCUCCCUUGCUUCUUCUUCUUCCUCUUUUUCCUCUUUCUCCUUUCAUAAUUCAUCUCACCUUGCAUUCCUCACUCCUGCAUUCUUUCUUGGAUAGAUCGUUUCUGUCCAGGUAUUUGCAGCAGUCGUUGAUCCCCGCGUCGGAAGUCAGAUCUGCUCUUCUGUUCCCCUCUUCAAAAGAGAGUCCCAUUCAGCAAUGGCUACCAACGCAUUCGAUCACCUUACCAACCGUAUGAAGCUGGAAUGGUACUCCCAGCUUAAUACCGAGAUGGCUCCUGAGGGCAACUACCGUCGCACCUCCAUCAUUUGCACCAUCGGUCCCAAGACUAACUCCGUCGAGAAGAUCAAUGAGCUUCGCAAAGCCGGUCUCAAUGUUGUUCGCAUGAACUUCUCUCACGGCUCAUACGAGUACCACCAAUCUGUUAUUGACAAUGCCCGCGAGGCCGAGCGCACCCAGGCUGGUCGCCCAGUUGCCAUUGCUCUUGACACUAAAGGACCUGAGAUCCGUACCGGAAACACAGUCGACGACAAGGACUACCCCAUAUCUGCUGGAACAGUGUUCAAUGUCACCACCGAUGAGCAAUAUGCUACUGCCAGCGACAACAAGAAUAUGUAUGUCGACUACAAGAACAUCAGCAAGGUGAUCCAACCCGGCAAGCUCAUCUAUGUCGAUGACGGUAUCCUCUCUCUCAAAGUCCUCGAAGUCGUCGACGAGAAGACCAUCCGCGUCCAGUGCCUGAACAACGGCAACAUCUCCUCCCGCAAGGGUGUCAACCUGCCCGGCACUGAUGUCGAUUUGCCUGCUUUAUCCGAGAAGGACAAGAAGGAUUUGCUCUUUGGUGUUAAGAACAAGGUCGACAUGGUCUUUGCAUCUUUCAUUCGCCGUGGUGAUGAUAUCAAGGAGAUCCGUAAGGUCCUCGGUGAGGAAGGCAAGGAGAUUCAGAUCAUUGCCAAGAUUGAGAACCAACAAGGAGUCAACAACUUUGACGAAAUUCUUGAAGAAACUGACGGUAUCAUGGUCGCUCGUGGUGAUCUUGGUAUCGAAAUUCCUGCCCCCAAGGUGUUCAUUGCCCAGAAGAUGAUGAUCUCCAAGUGUAACUUGAAGGGCAAGCCUGUCAUUUGCGCUACUCAGAUGUUGGAGUCCAUGACAUACAACCCUCGCCCAACUCGUGCCGAAGUCUCUGAUGUGGCCAACGCCGUUCUUGACGGUGCUGACUGUGUCAUGCUGUCCGGAGAAACUGCCAAGGGUAACUACCCCAACGAGGCCGUUUCCAUGAUGCACGAGACAUGUUUGUUGGCCGAAGUCGCUGUUCCCCAUUUCAGCAUCUUUGAUGAGUUGCGAACCCUUUGCCACCGUCCUGCCGAUACCGUCGAGGCUAUCGCCAUGUCUGCUGUCAGCGCCAGUCUGGAACUAAACGCUGGUGCCAUCCUUGUCUUGACCACCAGUGGUAAGACCGCUCGUCUGCUCGCCAAAUACCGCCCCGUCUGCCCUAUUAUCAUGAUCACGCGUAACGAAGCCGCAUCUCGGUAUUCCCACCUCUACCGUGGUGUCUACCCAUUCUACUUCCCCGAGUCCAAGCCGGACUUCCACGUCAAGAUCUGGCAGGAAGAUGUGGACCGUCGUUUGAAGUGGGGUAUCUCCAACGGUAUCAAGCUUGGUGUUAUCAAGAAGGGUGCCAGCGUCGUCUGCGUCCAGGGAUGGCGCGGUGGUAUGGGCCACACCAACACCAUUCGUGUGGUUCCUGCCGAAGACGACUUGGGUCUUGAGAUCUAAACGCCUUCUUGCCCCAGCUGGUUGGUUUCCUUUGCCAUCACUGUAGCGCCGAAAAUCGAAAAUAAACAUGUUCGAACGAUUCCAAGGAAACCGUCGAAAUAGAGGAGUCAUGUAGUUCCGGCGUCAUGGACUACUCUUUGUCCAUGCCGAAAAAAUAGGAUGGCACAGGUAAUUAUGAGCAUGAUGGAAACUAGCUGCGGCAUCGAUGACCUGCUCUCGUCUCUUCUCUUCCUGAAUACUUUCCGGCAAGAGAGAGUUCAAAAAGAACGAAGCAACAUUUGGAUAUAAUUCGCUUUUGUUUCGGAUUUCCUUGUCUCUUUUGUCAUCAUGUUUCAUGUCUAGAGGAUUUUAUGAAUUGUUCCUUCCUUUUUGCAUGCUCCAUCCGUAUGUCCGGUUUCUCUUUUGGAUAGCUCUCUAGAGUC